Molecule: messenger RNA, 1619 nt
Organism: Filobasidium floriforme
Lineage: Eukaryota; Fungi; Basidiomycota; Tremellomycetes; Filobasidiales; Filobasidiaceae
Exons: 3
Coding region: 70-1446 (458 amino acids)
Biological process (GO): tRNA 5'-leader removal
Cellular component (GO): ribonuclease MRP complex; nucleolar ribonuclease P complex; nucleus
Molecular function (GO): nucleic acid binding
Source: RefSeq, a predicted model, not a curated record
CGAGAGAGCCUAUACACACACACACACACAUCAACUAGACCAACAAGAAUUCAAGAGCGAUCGUUCAUCAUGGCGGGACCAUCCAACGGAACGCAAAAAGGCUCGGCUAGCAGAGGUAGCAAACGCAAACUCAGCGAAGCAAAGACGACACCGACGAGGCAGAACAAGAAGCAAAAGCAAAAGCCUACGUCUGGUCAGGCCAAGACAGUUGCCGAACAGAAUGCCAAAGCGAUACCUGACGCAGCGAGUCAGGAAGGUGAAGCGGUCUCAGGAAGGGAGGCCGAGGUGGCAGCGGAUACGGCGGGCGUGAUGGAGAACGUUGGGGAUGAAACGGUCGAAGUGGAAGAACAACCCGUUCCACCUCCUGCUCCUGAGCAAACCGACAACCCGGUCUCCAAUCCUUUACCCACCAAGAUCACCGCCACGAUCACUCAACCUUCUUUACCUGCCGGUCCCGCCCCACCCCUCUUUACCACCCACAAAUACCACCGCCUAGCCCCUCCAAAACCAUCAUCGUCGACCCUCCCGCUACCACACGCCUCGACUACAUCCCGUCCACGAGGAGCCUCCACGACCAACCCGACGAGGGAGAUCAAGAGAAGAGAUGUCAUCUACGUCACGAAAAAUACGGGUCUGGGGAGUUAUUUGAGACGCUGUAAAAAGUUGUUGGUGGAGGAAGGUCACGCCCAAAUAACGCUCCAUGCACUAUCGGCCGCCAUCCCACACGCCCUCCUCGUCCUCCACUCUCUGCUCGACAUCCUCCCCUUUCCCAAGAAGCACGUAUCGCACGAGUUGAAGAGCAGUAGUGUAAAGUGUUUUGACGAGUUGAAGAGUACGGGCGGGAGGAAGAGGAAGGCAGGUGGGGACGAGGGGGAAAUAGUGGGAGAUGCGGAUGGGGCUGGGACGGGAGGGGACGAGUGGGAACCGGUCUUGUUCGAUGAGGAAGAGCCAGAAGGGGCCGUCAGGGUCCGGAUCAAGUCAGCCGUAGAGAUCAUCAUCAAGGUCGGACCGGCCCAUGCUAGAUCGACCGUUACCCCGCAAGAUCGGCAGAAACAGAAGCAAAAAGAGGUCGAGAUGCUGGAUGCGGUACGGAACGAGCCGGCCCCGAAAAAGGUGGAUUUUGCCGGCGUGAAUGCCAUCGCGAACGCGAAUGAGGGGAAGGGGGACAAGGAUACGACAGGUACAGCGGGGAGCACGGCAUUACUCCCCGCCGUGUCAGAUGUACCUGCAGCGGGCGCACCAGCAGUGACGGACGGUGCGACACCACCCACGACGGAGAAGGGGAAGAAAAAGAACAGGCCGUCGAAGGCCAAGAGGAUGGCGCGAAGAAAGGUCAUCCUCGCAGAGAAAGAAGCUGAGCUGGGAAAACAGGCGGCCGCAGAAGGUCAGAAGGCCAAGGGGGGAGUUGAGGAGGGCGAUGAGGAGGAGAUGAUGAACAUGACGUGAUCGGGUUAGAGAGAGUUCGCGCUAUGAACAAGAGAGAGAUGAAAUGAGUGGAAUGUUGUCUAUUCCUGCAUCGAAGCAGAGGGCGGAGCAUAAUAUCUUGCCUCCGGGAAUGUACGACCGCUGCAUAAUCGUGUACAUACGUGUUUAUACCACUCAUUCGAUGGUACCCUUGC